CAGUGCAAAAGAAGUACGAUUUUGCCAGUGCCUGUCCGCUAUGCGGCCAGACCACCAGCAAAGCCAGCGCCAGGUUGAUAAGGAUCGAGUGCGGCCACAUGAAGUGUCGGAUCUGUCUGCUGAAGGGGGAGCAUGGCUGCACCAUUUGCCAAAACGAGAAGAAGCAGGAGGAGGAGAACAGCAAGACGAAGGCGAUUGGCAACUUUGAUUAUUCAGUUCCUGAGAGUAACAUGACGAAUGAUUUUGAUGAGCAAAACUGUGCACCGCAGCUGAUUGAGGAUAAACUGAACGAUAACAAUAUAUACGGAGAUUCUAUUUUUGAUGACAGGCUGGAAUUGACUCAGGAGGAGGUACAGAGGUGUCAGAAUGAUUAUAGGGACUUUGAUGGGAUUGAUUUUGAUUUUGAUUUUUUUAAUACAGACAAGCAACAAUUGCCUAAAUGUAUAGUUGUUAAUAAUAUUUUACAUUGAUAAAAACUUAUUGAUAUUAAGUUUUAUUUAAAUACAUUGCAGA
Messenger RNA from Trichogramma pretiosum, 513 nucleotides. RefSeq lists its product as uncharacterized. Lineage: Eukaryota; Metazoa; Arthropoda; Insecta; Hymenoptera; Trichogrammatidae. The record is from RefSeq and is a predicted model, not a curated record. The coding region runs from base 99 to 470 and encodes 123 amino acids. The transcript has 3 exons.